Molecule: messenger RNA, 780 nt
Organism: Cercopithifilaria johnstoni
Lineage: Eukaryota; Metazoa; Nematoda; Chromadorea; Rhabditida; Onchocercidae
Source: the annotation of a GenBank genome assembly
AUGAAGUCAGGUAAGAAGUCGAUUUGUUCGGAUAAUGAUGACAUUCAAAAUUGGUUAAUUAAUCAUCUUCAUACAAUUCAAGCUAAAGCACUUGCUGCAAAUCUUACUUUACCUCAGAUUUAUAAAGAAAAAAUUCAAGCAGUUCCCGAUUCAAGCCCUAAUGAAGUUAAUUUAAAUGGUGAAUCACUUCUUAUAGCAACAAUUAAAUAUCUUAAUGAUAAAAGAAACAGACUCAAAUAUAUUCAAUUAUUGAUUGACCGUGAUGUAGAGAUCAAUUUUCAAGACAAACGAGAACAACGAACUGCGCUAAUGUAUGCAUGCAUAGAAGAUAAUAGGACCGAAGAGGGUUUAUUAAUUGCUAAAGUUCAUGGUUGCAAUUUUCAUGCACAAGAUAGGCUUGGCAAUACGGCAUUAAUGUAUGCAGCAAUGAAAGGUCGCGAUGAUUUAAUGAAUUUUAUGGUGGAUACACUUGCAAAGGGUUGGAGUUUGUCAGCAUUACAAUUGACUAAUUGUAUGGGUCAUACAGCUGAAGAUUUGGCAAUACGAAAUGGACAUCAUAAAUGUGCAAGAAUAGUACAAACACAGCGUUUGCAUUUGCUGGCAUGCCUAAAUCGUCAAAUGGGUAUGGUUGGACAGAUUGGAUGUCGUUAUUGGGGUGCCUAUGCGGCCAUUUAUAAAUGUGUUGACAAAUGGAAACCGCGACAACGCAGAAAAUCGAUAGAUCCGAGAUCUUUCCGUUUUGUACAAACGAAACCAAUUGUGAGAAAAAAAUCGAUGUAA